AGCCACCGGCCAGAUCCAACCCCACACCACCGUCAUCUCCUUCACCCAGCCGGCCUCCGCCUUCUCCUCCACCUAGCUGCUCUCUGCCUUCAUCGCCACUCGAGUCCGGAUCUGGAGCUAGCUGCGGUGGUUGUCUCGGCUUAGAUCUGACCGCACACUUCACGUCCGACGUACGUCGUUCGCUUGGUUGCCGCCAUGGGAAAGGGGGGUAGUUAGGGUUUGGUGUCAGGGUUUGUUCCUCCUUCAGAUUUGGUCAUCUUCCUCUUUCAGUAUAACAUAUCUUUGGAUGCCAAGCUCUAGAAAACUUGAAAGAGGAAUUAUUGGUUUGAAAAAAGCUCAGCUCUCCACUUCAGUCUCCGAUCUCCAACGUAGCGACGGUCAAAAAGAAAGCAAGAACGCUGCCGCCGCCCGCCAGCGACCUCAGACCUCGCCAUCCCCUGCAGCAACCAAAUAUUUGAGGGCCAAUCCUGUUCCCAACUCUCUGCGUGUGGAUGAAAAGAGGCUGCAGCAAUCUGCAACACCAUUUGACCCCGUGUCCAAGGUGCUCGACGAUGAUGACCUCCUCAUUGAGAUCCUCCUCGUAAUCGCCUGCCCCACCACCCUCGUCUUUGCCGCCCUCGUCUGCAAGCGCUGGUUGUGUCACGCCUCUGAUCCUGCCUUCCUCUACAGCUUCAGCAAGCUCCAUUCGCCCCGCCUCCUUGGCUUCUAUGUCAACACCAGGAUGGACCUCUUACGCUUUGUGCCGAUGCUACCGCAACCCCCAGAGUUUGAUGUCGUCAUCCGCCGUGCAAGCUCUAUCUUGGACACACAUAAACUCAUCUUGGAUGACCGGAAUGACAUCAUUUCCACCAACAAGUUCAAGAACUGUGACGAAGAACCCAAAUCAAUACAUAUAGUGCCCAACCCACUCUGCCCUGAGAGAGCCAUGGUUAGCGUCCCACUAUUCCCAUGCCACGAACGCCAGGAGGGCUAUUUCCACACUUCCAGUAGACUCCUCUUCAAAGAAGAAGGCGACGGCUUUUCCUACGUCUAUCUUGAUAUGGAAUCAGAUGGAACAAAAUCUAGAGUGCACAUUUAUAUGUUACAAGGUGGUGUCUGGUGCGUUCAUGCCUCAGCAACAACACAGCUCCCUUGUCAGCCACUAAAACUGAAUACUCUACUUGCUGACAAUAAAAUCUAUAUGGAAGCCACCCUGAGUGAAAUUCUUGUGUUGGAUUUGAUAGCCUUAAGUUUCUCCACAUUUCAUCUCCCGCAAGGGCUUCUUAUUGGUGACCAUGGAACCAUGUUGUCACGGGCAGAUGAUGAUACCGGUGUGUAUCUCAUUCAUUUGGAGGAGGCUCGGCUUUGCAUCUGGCUCCGCACAGGGGAUAACUGGUUGCUGGUGGAUACAAUUUGCUUUCAUGAGAUGUGUGCUCAAUUGGGAAUGUCUGAUAUCACAAAUUGGCUGUUUAUAAAUCAGGUGGGCGGCAAUGCCGAGUUUCUUUUCUUGCAGAUGGGUCAUUGCCUAGUCUAUGUGGGUAUCAAGUGCAGGAAGUUGUGCAAAGUGUUAACAAGCAAGGAUCAAUGGUGGGGUCGUAUCCAUCCUUGUAUGAUGAUCUGGCCUCCCACAUUCCCUGCGCUCAAGAAUGAUCCUCCAAGGAACAGUGAUGCCAUGUGAAGACGAGGAAGGCCUGUGAUCAACGAAGAGUGAGCUGCAGCUGGGUGGUGCAGUAGCGAAAACCUCUCGUCUUAGAGAAGAGAGUGCAUUAUCUGUUAGCUGUGUUUUGAGUCUGAGACAAGUUAUUACUCUGUAAUGGAUUGGGAUGAUGGAUAAAAAUGGACCGGGUGCUCCUAUUCUUGUUUUGAUGAGACAUGUAUGUUUGCUUCGAACAAGUUAUUUUUUUUACUUUCUAGUGUAUUGUCCAUUGCAAAACCUGUGCUCGAACAAUUUGCAAUGUGCCUAUGGUAUCGAUUUGCGGAUCAUAAUGAGGCAUUAGCCUUUGUUGCCAGGAGUAAGAAUAAGACAUUUAUUUUCAACAGACCUCUGUAAGUUUGUGUUGCCCGUGGAGUAACAAGAAGAUAGAUAUGGAAUUACAGGAGCACAACAUCAAAAUUGAAUGACCAUCAAGAAGGUAUUUAUAGAUUACUUGGUUGUAAUCCCUUCCCAUUCUUUACUCGAUGGUAUCUAUAUAUAAGGCCCCCGUUGUUUUUCAAAAGGGAAAAGGAUUUUGAUAUGGACACUGAAUUUAUGUUCCGUUGUUGCAGAACAGAACAUCUUACUUUAUUAUCAUAUUGGAUUUGUUAUUUAUCUCGAUCAGCUGAGAAUUAACUAAGUCUCACUCAAUUCCAUGACCAUUAGAUGCUGACGUGGUUCUGUAUAUAUACACAACCAAGCUAGCUACAUGACUCGAUCUCAUCACGAUUCGGUAAAGAGACUACUCAACUCAGUAAACAGACUAAAGGAACUCACAUGUACUACUAACUUCUCUUCCACACUAACAAACUAACUAACCUACAUACAUCUCAAGAAACGAAAAGAGAAAACUCUACCAUUGGUACCUCAGCUAAUCAACAAGUGUGGAUUUCAUCCCUUAAAUCAUGUUAUGAUUAGUAGUGACUUUAAAUUGGUUCGUCAGUAUAGCCAACCAACACUGUCAUAGCUGAAUCUGUUGCUUUUGUUUCUCGUGUUUCAAAUCUAGAUUUGGAAGUUUGUAACAUCAUUUUUUCUGGCUCUGUCAUAGAUGUAUUUUGUGUCUCUGUUAUUUUUUUUAGCUUUUUCCACAACUUAGAACUAGGGUUCAUCGGUUG
This is a messenger RNA of Aegilops tauschii subsp. strangulata, 2787 nucleotides long. RefSeq lists its product as uncharacterized. Gene Ontology annotation, molecular function: protein binding. NCBI's taxonomy places the organism in Eukaryota, Viridiplantae, Streptophyta, Magnoliopsida, Poales, Poaceae. The record is from RefSeq and is a predicted model, not a curated record.